CGCAGGACGCCUGCAGGGUGAAAAAGUUGUGUUCCCUUCCUCCCCCUUGCGGAGCGUCCUGUCACUGGUGGAAAAUGGCUGCUCGGAGUAACUCCCCAAAGCUCAGAGAAAACUGAAAAAAAAAGUCUACAUUAAUAAGAAGAGGUCACAUCUGGACCUUUUUUAACAGGCAGAGCGACAACUCGGGGAAGCCUCGACACUGAGAAUGUCUCGCUGGGUGCCCACUAAAAAGGAAAAGUAUGGAGUUGCAAUCUAUAACUACGAUGCCCGGGGAGAGGAGGAGCUGUCACUGCAGAUCGGAGACACAGUGCACAUACUUGAGACAUAUGAAGACUGGUACAGAGGCUAUAGGCUGAGGAGAAAAUCCAAAAAGGGCAUAUUUCCCGCUUGCUAUAUACACCUGAAAGAGGCCACGGUCGAGGGCAGCGGGCAAAAGGAGACAGUCAUUCCCACUGAGCUGCCCUUGGUUCAAGAGGUUACCACAACACUGCGGGAGUGGGCUACAAUAUGGAGGGACUUAUAUGUGGGAGACAAGCGUGAGAUGUUCAACUGUGUCCGUGACAUGAUCUACGACCUCAUCGAAUGGCGUUCACAGAUUCUGUCCGGCACCCUCCCACAGGACGAGCUGAGUGAGCUCAAACAGAAAGUCACCUCCAAGAUAGACUAUGGCAACAAGUACCUGGAUCUUGAUCUGGUGGUCAGAGACAAAGAUGGUAACAUACUGGACCCAGAGCUCACCAGCACCAUCAGCCUGUUCAGGGCACAUGAGGCAGCUUCCAAACAAAUUGAGGACCGGAUCCAAGAGGAGAAGUCUCAGAAGCAGAAUAUUGAUCUGACGAGGCAAGCAAAGUUCGCUUCCACGCCAGCUUUCGCCCUCUUUGUGACUCUGAAGAAUGUGGUGUGUAAGAUUGGCGAAGAUGCAGAGGUGCUCAUGUCGCUUUACGACCCAGUGGAGUCCAAGUUCAUCAGUGAAAACUACCUGGUAAAAUGGUCAAGCUCUGGCCUAGUAAAAGACAUCGACCAGCUUCAUAAUCUGCGGGCAGUCUUCACAGACUUGGGUAGUGAAGAUCUGAAGAGAGAAAAGAUCAGCUUUGUGUGUCAGAUUGUAAGAGUUGGACGGAUGGAGCUACGAGACAACAACACCAAGAAGCUGACGUCAGGUCUGAGAAGACCCUUUGGAGUGGCAGUAAUGGAUGUCACUGACAUCAUAACAGGCAAAAUGGACGACGAGGAUAAGCAGCACUUUAUCCCAUUUCAGCCGGUGGCAGGGGAGAAUGACUUCCUCCAGACAGUCAUCAACAAAGUUAUCACCGCCAAAGAGGUCAAUCACAAGGGCCAAGGCCUGUGGGUCACUCUGAAGCUGCUUCCUGGAGACAUCCAUCAGAUAAGAAAGGAUUUCCCUCACCUUGUGGACCGAUCGACAGCCGUGGCUCGCAAGAUGGGCUUUCCUGAGAUAAUUAUGCCAGGGGAUGUGCGAAACGACAUCUACGUGACUCUGGUUCAGGGGGAUUUUGACAAAGGGAGUAAGACAACACCCAAAAACGUUGAGGUGACCAUGUCGGUUUAUGAUGAGGACGGCAAGAAGCUCGAGAAUGUGAUCUUUCCCGGAGCUGGAGAUGAAGGGAUCAAUGAGUACAAGUCUGUUAUCUACUACCAAGUAAAGCAGCCCCGCUGGUUUGAAACGAUAAAGGUUGCUAUUCCCAUUGAAGACGUGAACCGGAGCCACUUGCGGUUCACCUUUCGUCACCGCUCAUCACAGGACUCCAAAGAUAAAUCGGAGAAGAUAUUUGCCUUGUCUUUUGUGAAACUGAUGAGGUAUGACGGGACCACUCUGAGGGACGGUGAGCAUGAUCUCAUCGUGUACAAGGCGGAGGCAAAGAAGCUAGAGGACUCUUCUCUGUACCUAAACCUACCUUCCACAAAGCUGGAGAUGGAAGAGAAAGGCUACUCCACCACUGGAAAAAAUACCCAGAACCUGGGCACCUGCACCAUCAGCAAGGAUUCCUUUCAGAUUUCCACCCUGGUCUGCUCUACCAAACUUACCCAAAAUGUGGACCUACUUGGCCUGCUGAAGUGGCGCUCCAACACCAGCCUUCUGCAGCAGAAUCUAUGUCAGCUAAUGAAGGUGGAGGGUGGCGAGGUUGUGAAGUUCCUGCAAGACACUCUGGAUGCUCUCUUCAACAUCAUGAUGGAAAACUCUGACAGUGACACUUUUGAUACUCUGGUGUUUGAUGCCUUGGUGUUCAUUAUCGGGCUUAUAGCCGACAGAAAGUUCCAGCACUUUAAUCCGGUUCUGGAGACCUACAUUCGAAAGCAUUUCAGUGCUACACUGGCAUACACGAAGCUGACAAAAGUUCUGAAAAACUAUGUGGACAAUGCAGAUAAGCUGACAGAACAGCUGCUGAAGGCCAUGAAAGCUCUGGAAUACAUCUUCAAGUUCAUCGUCCGAUCCAGAGUCCUCUUUAACCAGCUCUAUGAGAACAAAGGAGAGGCUGACUUCAUGGAGUCCUUGAGGAACCUUUUCACAUCCUUUAAUGACAUGAUGAACAGUAAUUCAGAGUACACUGCCAUGGUGAAGGGUGCUGCACUGAAAUACAUUCCCACUAUCGUCAAUGAUGUCAAGCUGGUCUUUGAUCCCAAGGAACUAAGCAAGCUGUUUACAGAGUUCAUCCUAAAAGUCCCUGUGGGUCGCCUGGUAAAACAGAAGCUGGACUGCCUGAUUGACAUUGUACACAGCGAUCUCUUCAAUCAUCACGAUUGCCGCGAGAUCCUGCUGCCACUGAUGACGGACCAGCUGAAGUUCCACCUGGAGAAGCGGGAGGAGUUGAAGGCUUGCUGCCAGCUGCUUAGUGACAUCCUGGAGGUGCUUUACAGAAAAGAUGUGGGUCCCACCCAGUGGCAUGUGCAAAUCAUCAUGGAGAAGCUGCUGAGGACCGUUAACAGGACAAUCAUUUCUAUGGGUCGCGAUUCACCUCAUAUCGGAAGCUUCGUGGCCAGCAUGACUGCCGUACUGAGGCAGAUGGACGACUAUCAUUAUGCUCAUCUGAUCAGCACCUUUGGCAAGAUAAGGAGUGAUGUGGUGGAUUUCCUAAUGGAAACAUUUAUCAUGUUCAAAGAUCUCAUUGGAAAAAAUGUCUACCCCUCUGACUGGAUCAUAAUGAACAUGAUGCAAAAUAAAGUGUUCCUUCGGGCCAUCAGUCAGUAUGCAGCCGUGCUGAACAAGAAAUUUUUGGAUCAAACCAACUUCGAGCUACAGCUGUGGAACAACUACUUUCAUCUGGCUGUGGCCUUCCUCACCCAGGAGUCAUUGCAGCUGGAGAACUUUUCAAGUGACAAAAGAGCUAAGAUCUUCCACAGGUACCAGGACAUGAGAAGACAGAUUGGCUUUGAAAUCAGGGAUAUGUGGUACAAUCUAGGGCCCCACAAGAUAAAAUUCAUUCCGGAGAUGGUGGGUCCUAUCCUGGAGAUGACACUAGUUCCUGAGAUCGAGCUGCGAAAGGCCACCAUCCCCAUCUUCUUUGACAUGAUGCAGUGCGAGUUCCACUUCACAAUGCAUUUCCAACGGUUUGAGAACGAGAUCAUCACCAAGCUGGAUCACGAGGUGGAAGGGGGCCGCGGAGACGAGCAGUACAAAGUUCUCUUUCAAAAAAUCUUACUGGAGCACUGCAGGAAGCACAAGUACUUGGCCAGGACGGGUGAGAAUUUCGUCACUCUGGUGGUGCGUCUGCUGGAGAGGCUGCUGGACUACAGGACCAUCAUGCAUGACGAGAACAAGGAGAACCGCAUGAGCUGCACUGUCAACGUGCUUAACUUUUACAAGGAAAUAGACAGAGAGGAAAUGUACAUCAGGUACCUUUACAAGCUGUGUGACCUCCAUAAAGAGUGCGACAACUACACUGAGGCGGCUUAUACUCUGCUUCUGCACGCAAAACUGCUUAAGUGGUCAGAUGAAGCAUUUGCAGCCCACCUGACACAGAGAGACGGCUACCAGGCCACCACUCAAGGACAGCUUAAGGACCAUCUCUACCAGGAGAUUAUUAAUUACUUCGACAAGGGCAAGAUGUGGGAGGAGGCAAUCAUUUUGGGAAAGGAACUGGCUGAGCAGUACGAGAAUGAAAUGUUUGACUUUGAACAACUCAGUGCAUCCUUGCGGAAACAGGCGCAGUUCUAUGAGAAUAUAGUGAAGGUCAUCCGGCCCAGACCAGACUACUUUGCUGUAGGCUAUUAUGGCACCGGGUUCCCCUCCUUCCUACGUAACAAAAUGUUCAUUUACCGUGGGAAGGAGUAUGAGCGGCGAGAAGACUUCGAGGCACGUCUCCUGACACAGUUUCCCAAUGCAGAGAAGAUGAAGACAACGACACCACCCAGCGAGGACACAAAGUCUUCCUCUGGACAGUACAUCCAGUGUUUUACCGUGAAGCCCAUUCUCGACCUGCCUGCCAAGUUUCAAAACAAGUCUGUCUCUGAGCAAAUACUCAGCUUCUACACGGUAAAUGAAGUCCAUAAAUUCCAGUAUUCCAGGCCGGUGAGGAAGGGAGAGAAGGACCCUGACAAUGAGUUUGCGAACAUGUGGAUUGAGAGAACCACAUACUCUACAGCGUACAAACUUCCUGGCAUCCUGCGCUGGUUUGAAGUCAAGUCAGUCUCCACUGAGGAGAUCAGUCCAUUGGAAAAUGCUAUUGAAACAAUGCAGCAGACCAAUGAGAAGAUCAGCAGCAUGGUACAGAGGCAUCUCAAUGAUCCCAACCUUCCCAUCAACCCGCUCUCCAUGCUGUUGAAUGGGAUUGUGGACCCAGCUGUCAUGGGAGGUUUUACCAACUACGAGAAGGCCUUUUUCAAUGACAAAUACAUCCAGGAGCAUCCAGAGGACCUUGAAAAGAUAGAGAAACUAAAGGACCUCAUCGCCUGGCAGAUUCCGCAUCUCGCUGAAGGUGUUCGGAUCCAUGGAGAGAAGGUCACAGAGGCACUGAGGCCUUUUCAUGACCGCAUGGAGGCGUGCUUUAAGCAACUGCGGGAGAAGGUGGAGAAACAGUAUGGGGUAAAGUCUCUGCCUCCAGCAGAUGAACGGCGGGGACCUCGUCCUGCCUCCAUGGUGAGGUCCUUCACCAUGCCCUCCUCCCAAAGGCCACUGUCAGUAGCUUCAGUCACCUCCAUCUCCUCUGACAACUCACCCUCCAGGCCCGGCUCAGACGGUUUUGCGCUGGAGCCUCUUCUACCAAAGAAGCUGCACACCAAGUCUCAGGACAAACUAGACCGUGAUGAACCCGAGAAGGACCGCAAAGAGAAGAAGAAGGAGAAGAGGAACAGUAAGCACCAGGAGGUCUUUGACAAAGAGAUGAAAACAGCGGACAUCCCUCUGCAGCCAGCUGAAGCUGUCAUACUGUCAGAGACGAUAAGCCCUCUGCGGCCCCAGAGACCAAGAAGCCAAGUCCUUAAUCAAAUUGUUGGAGACCGCCGUCUUUCUGUGUCACCUGGACCCCCUACUUCUUCCUCCAGCUCCUCCUCACAGUGCCCCCCACCCAUUACACCAAGGAGCAAAGUCUCCUACAGCCUACAUCCCGUUUCCAGUCUGGAGCUGAACGGGAUGGGUUGCUCUGACAAGGGUGAAACCCCUCCUCCGCUGCCUUUGAAAAGCAACACAGCUGAUUACGGCAACCUGCUAGAUAAUCAAGACUUGACGAGUCCCUCGACACCUCCACCACCCCCUCCACAUCAAAGACAAUUUCCACCACCUCUUCCGAGCAAGACUCCUCCUCCACCUCCUCCCAAGACCACCAGGAAACAGGCCUCCAUCGAUUCAGGAAUUGUGCAGUAAACAAAGAAACUUGACAGUAGGACCAAACAACACACUGACAACGCAACAAAAACAACAUCAACAGUAACCCCAGAAAAGUGGUUGUUUUUACCCACACAUUCCUCGCUUCCCUGUCCCAGCUUGACAAGAUGAAUACCUCACCGCAGCCCGCCCCCUCGUACCAUCUUUUCUUUUCCUUUCUUUUUUUAUGUUAUGUUUUUUUUUUGCCUGCUGUUUGACGAUGAUGCAGUCUGCAGCAGGGAACAUGUUGCACAGAAGUAUUCACUGAAUUUGCAGAUGCUGUCUAUGACCGAUACAAUGCCGCAUCGAAAUUUUAUUGUGACAUUGUGUUCAGACAGACGAGCUUGGACCAACGGCCUUCCAGUACUGACCCACUCUCAAAUAUAUGAGAGCAAAUGGCUCAUUAAAGCAUUAUUCCUCUCUUUACUCAUAUUCCCACUAUGUACAGAGGUUUGUAUAUAGGACUAUUUUAUUUCAGGUUUUUUGUAUGUGACUUGAUUAUGAUUUUUUUGUAUUAACGUGUCAUUAGAUUAAGUGGCAUUUAUAUGAACAAAAAAGGGCUUGUAGGUUUUGAAUUGACAGGGACUUUACAAAGUUGCUAAGUGGAAAAAAAAUGAUGGAUUUUAUUGGUAAAAUUUUGGAGUGCACAUACAACUAACUCCUACCACGUUAUCAUUGUUCAGAUCUUGUCCUUGAUUGCUGUAACCUUGGAUUUCAGUAAUAAUGACUGUUCCCAAUUCACUACUGACAUGACUUCUGAAUAAACUUUCAAAUGUAUGUAUUUUUAAAAGAA
Molecule: messenger RNA, 6608 nt
Organism: Oreochromis aureus
Lineage: Eukaryota; Metazoa; Chordata; Actinopteri; Cichliformes; Cichlidae
Gene: dock1
Product: dedicator of cytokinesis 1
Exons: 52
Coding region: 206-5815 (1869 amino acids)
Biological process (GO): small GTPase-mediated signal transduction; cell migration
Cellular component (GO): cytoplasm; plasma membrane
Molecular function (GO): small GTPase binding; guanyl-nucleotide exchange factor activity
Source: RefSeq, a predicted model, not a curated record